AUGGUGGCGGUGGAGAUUCAUCAAUCUCCGGUAGCCCAAAUUGCGCAGAUCAAAGUUUGGAUCGAAGAUAUGGAGUGGAACGAGGAGCUUCAGGCCUUCAUGUACCCGCACCAAUGUAGAGACAUAUUUCAGAUUACCGAAGAAGAUCUGAGACUCUUCGCUUGGUGCCCUAGCUGCUCACUCUACAUCACUGUCGUGUACAAUGUCGAAGACUUUCUCGUCGAGUGCGAUCCGAAGUCGAAGAAGAAUAUCGAGCCGUCAAAGCAACAACCAGUCGCCGUCGAUUGA
Ilex paraguariensis (yerba mate) is the source of this 288-nucleotide messenger RNA. The record is from the annotation of a GenBank genome assembly. Lineage: Eukaryota; Viridiplantae; Streptophyta; Magnoliopsida; Aquifoliales; Aquifoliaceae.